Messenger RNA from Amaranthus tricolor (Joseph's coat), 3021 nucleotides. Its product is annotated as phosphate transporter PHO1. Gene Ontology annotation, cellular component: plasma membrane; trans-Golgi network; cytoplasm. Gene Ontology annotation, biological process: phosphate ion transport; cellular response to phosphate starvation. The coding region runs from base 201 to 2591 and encodes 796 amino acids. Gene Ontology annotation, molecular function: inositol hexakisphosphate binding. Lineage: Eukaryota; Viridiplantae; Streptophyta; Magnoliopsida; Caryophyllales; Amaranthaceae. The record is from RefSeq and is a predicted model, not a curated record. The transcript is spliced from 15 exons.
AAAACAUUCCUUUUUCUCAUAGUUCUAUAUAUAUAUAUAGAAAUCAACCAAAAUUCUUACAUCAAAAUCUCCUCUUUCUUUCUCCUCUUCUUACACCCUUCAACCUUCUCUUCUUGUAUUGUCUUUCUUUUCAAAACCAAACAACAAACAAGAAGUAAAGAAGAAGUGAAGGGAAAGAAAUAAAAAAAAAAAAAAAAAAGAUGGUGAAGUUUUCAAAGGAGUUAGAAGCACAACUUAUACCAGAAUGGAAAGAUUAUUUCGUAAAUUAUUGGCAGCUUAAAAAACAAAUUAAAAAAAUAAAAAUUUCUCGUAAAUCAAAACAAGUAAAUCAACUCUAUAGCAAUUCUUCAGCUUCUACCCAUUGCUCCAACUUUAUUCAUUCGGCUUUUGGUUCAGCACGAUCAUUCAUCUCUGUUAUUUCCAAUAAAUUCUCUAACUCUACUUCUUCAGAAGACAAUGAGGUAAUGAAGAGGAAAUCUAUAGAAGAAGAAACCGACCAAGAUGUUGAUGAGGAGAAUGAAACUGAACUUUCACAACUCUUCUCUGAAGAAGAUGAGGUGAAGAUGUUUUUUGGGAUGUUGGACGAGGAGCUUGAAAAGGUGAAUCGUUUCUAUACUGCUAGGGAAAUAGAAUUCUUAGAGAGAGGUGAAAGUCUUCUUAAGCAACUACAAAUAUUACAAAAUCUUAAGCCAAUAUUUGAACAACGUCGACGAAAAAAAUUCCUUUCACCAAUGUCAUCGUUCCAUGGAGGAUUUCUUUCACGUUCUAACUCAACUUCAGCUCGAAAUUCUGACUAUUCUGGAAACAUAUCUGAAAACAAUGAGGAUACUGAUGCCUCUUCUCAGACAGAGGAAGUAAUAGCAGCUCUUGAAAAGAAUGGGUUGAAUUUGAUUGGUGCUGCUACCCGGGCUAAGACGAAGAAAGGGAAGCCUAAAAUGGCUCUGAGGAUCGACAUUCCGCCAACCACUCCUGGUCGGACGAUCUCAGCUGUUACGUCCUCAUUGUGGGAGGAUCUAGCUAAUAGUCCUAGCAAGGACACCCCAGGAGAUAUGAUUAACAGGAAGAAAAUUCAGUGUGCUGAGAAGAUGAUCAGAGGUGCCUUUGUUGAACUUUACAGGGGUCUUGGCCUUCUCAAAACUUACUGCACACUGAAUUUGGUAGCGUUCACCAAGAUUCUAAAGAAAUUUGACAAGGUUGCAAAUCGCCAAGCAUCUGCGAAUUAUUUGAAGAAAGUGAAGAGUUCUCAUUUCAUGAAUUCUGACAAGGUGGUUAGAUUAAUGGAUGAAGUGGAGUCCUUAUUCAUCAAGCACUUUGCCGACAAUGACAGAAAAAAGGCCAUGAAAUUCUUGCGUCCUCAACAACAGAAGGACUCCCACAUGGUUACCUUUUUUGUUGGAUUGUUUACGGGCUGUUUUAUGACCCUUUUUGUUGUGUAUGCCAUUUUGGCUCAUAUCUCUGGUUUGUUUUCGCCUGGAAGCAAGGAUGAGUCUGGUUACAUGGAGACUGUAUAUCCUAUUUUUAGUACAUUUACUCUACUGAGCUUGCAUCUCUUCAUGUAUGGAUGCAACUUGCUAAUGUGGAAGGCGACAAGGAUCAAUUAUACAUUUAUAUUUGAGUUCUCCCCAAAGACUGCUCUAAAAUACAGGGAUGCCUUUCUUAUCUGCACCUCCUUGAUGACUUCUGUAGUUGGUGCCCUGGUCAUUCACCUCAUUUUAAGAUCUAGUGGUUUUUCGGCACAACAAGUUGAUGCUAUUCCUGGCAUCCUCCUCCUGAUCUUUUUUGUAAUACUUUUCUGCCCCUUCAAUAUAUGCUAUCGUUCCACUCGAUUUUGCUUCUUAAAGGUGAUACGUAACAUAGUGUUCUCACCAUUAUACAAGGUUUUGAUGGUAGAUUUUUUCAUGGCUGAUCAGCUGACUAGCCAGAUUCCGCUGCUUCGGCACUUGGAAACCACUGCCUGCUAUAUACUUGCUGGCACAAUCAAGACACACCACUAUGAUGUUUGCAAGAAGGGAAAGCUGUACAGAGAGAUUGCUUAUGUAAUUUCAUUUGCACCAUAUUACUGGCGUGCAAUGCAGUGUGCCAGAAGGUGGUUAGAGGAAUCUGAUGUGAAACAAUUAGCUAAUUUGGGCAAGUAUGUUUCUGCCAUGGUCGCAGCUGGUGCUAGGUUAACGUUUGCCCAGCAACAGGAACCGACAAUUCUUUGCACAACACUAGUUGUAGUCACUUCUGCCGUAGCCACAAUAUACCAGUUAUAUUGGGAUUUUGUGCAAGACUGGGGAUUUUUUAACCCCACGUCCAAAAACCCUUGGCUGAGAGAUGAUCUUGUUCUGAAGAACAAAUGUAUCUACUACAUUUCCAUUGUUCUCAAUUUGGUUCUUAGAAUUGCUUGGGUGGAGAGCGUGAUGAGGUUCAUAAAAGUUGGCAAUAUUGAAGCCAAAUUUUUGGACUUCACAUUGGCUUCCCUAGAAGUAAUUCGUCGGGGGCACUGGAAUUAUUAUAGGGUGGAAAAUGAGCAUCUAAACAAUGUCGGAAAGUACAGGGCAGUGAAGGAAGUUCCACUGCCAUUCCGUGAAACGGAUUCAGACAGCUAAUGCGCUCAACUGUUUCGUCAAGUUUUGUACAGAUUCCUUGUUCUCAUCAGGUGGAAAAUAUGCAAAUUCAUUUCCAUCUUACACAAAUUGAAAGGGUUGCGCUGAAAAAUCGGGCACAGAUGAAAACUUUGUUGCUCAUUAUUCAUCUGAAGAUUAUGUUCAUGUAACGUGCAAGGCCGUGUUCUCUUCUGUAUAGAAGGUGAAUCAUUGAAUUAGAAUGUCUGCUUUCAAGUUGGACAUUUUGUUGGGGCAAUAUAUGAUCUAAAUGUAUGUUAAUUUUUUGUAACAAUGACAUCUUAUCUCUUGUAAGCAAUAAAAUUUUGAAUCAUUUGAAUAUAAAUGAAUUCUUGUUUCAUCGUUUUCUUUUUACUGUUGACAUGUGAAGCAACUACUUUUAUAUAUGAUAUAUGAUGCAAAAUGGAUCUUGUUU